Molecule: messenger RNA, 3469 nt
Organism: Aplosporella prunicola CBS 121167
Lineage: Eukaryota; Fungi; Ascomycota; Dothideomycetes; Botryosphaeriales; Aplosporellaceae
Exons: 2
Coding region: 147-3086 (979 amino acids)
Biological process (GO): mRNA 3'-end processing by stem-loop binding and cleavage
Cellular component (GO): mRNA cleavage and polyadenylation specificity factor complex
Molecular function (GO): RNA binding
Source: RefSeq, a predicted model, not a curated record
CAUCAAGCUGCGCGCGACAACAUAGCAAUAGCCCUCAACUCAACCCUCGCGUGUAGCGCUGAAGUCGGACUUACGCCACCAUACUAUGCCUGCAACUUCAUAGCCAGCUCUCUCCGUGACUGCUCCCGUCGUUCAACGCUGCAACCAUGUUUAACUUCACUCCCCUUCUGGGCGCGCAGUCGACGUCGCCCGCGUCGCAGUCGCUGCUCGAGCUCGAUGGAGGCAUCAAGAUUCUUGUCGACGUCGGUUGGGAUGAGAGCUUCGAUGUGGAGAAGCUCAAGGAGCUAGAGAGGCAAAUCCCCACUCUCUCCGUCAUUCUACUCACUCACGCGACGACCUCGCAUAUCGCUGCUUUCGCGCAUUGUUGCAAACACUUCCCUCUCUUCACUAGGAUACCUAUUUACGCUACCUACCCGGUCAUCUCCCUUGGCCGCACUUUGCUCCAGGACCUAUACUCAUCGACGCCUUUGGCCUCUUCGGUCAUUCCGGAAUCGGCCCUCUCCGACUCUGCAUACUCUUUCCCGGCUCUGCAGGGCGGCAAGCACCCUCACAUUCUUUUGCAACCCCCAACCGCCGAAGAGAUCGCGGGUUAUUUUUCGCUCAUCAAUCCUUUGAAGUACUCCCAGCCGCACCAACCACUGCCGUCUCCGUUCUCGCCUCCUCUGAAUGGCCUUACGAUCACCGCUUACAGCGCUGGACAUACAUUGGGCGGAACGAUAUGGCACAUACAACAUGGAAUGGAAUCAAUUGUCUACGCCGUGGAUUGGAAUCAAGCAAGAGAACACGUGCUGUCAGGCGCUGCUUGGUUUGGCGGAUCCGGCUCGGGCGCCGAGGUCAUCGAGCAGCUGAGGCGUCCGACAGCAAUGGUAUGCAGUAGCAGAGGCGCAGAGCGUGUUGCGUUACAAGGAGGCCGACAAAGGAGAGACGAGACUCUUGUCGAGAUGAUCAAAGAUACGAUCAGACAAGGUGGCUCAGUGCUAAUCCCCUCUGACUCGAGUGCGCGCAUUCUUGAGUUGGCAUAUCUGCUGGAAAACGUUUGGCAAUCGGAGUCGGAGACCCUUGGAAAUGCUGGUCUCUACCUCGCAAGCCGGACUUGUGGCGCUACGAUGCGUUAUACCCGCAGUAUGCUCGAGUGGAUGGAUGAAGGCAUUGUUCGUGAAUUCGAGGCCGCAAGCAGUGGCGCGACUGGCGAAACCACCCAACGCAAUAAGAACCAGCAAGGUGCGGGAAGGUCAAGGGGAGGAAGGGAAGAUCCCAAGGGACCAGCUGCUCCUUUUGAUUUCAAGCACUUAAAGCUUGUUGAGCGCAAGACUCAAGUCACCCGCAUGCUCUCCUCGGAUGCCCCAAGAGUGAUACUAGCGAGCGACGUUUCACUGGAAUGGGGCUUUUCGAAAGAGGCCCUGCGGGCUUUGGCUGCAGACAAGCGGAACCUCGUGGUGCUCACGGAAAGAAUCGCUCAGCCGUCAAGCGCGAAGAAGGGUCUUGGAAGAUUGCUCUGGGAGCUUUGGAGCGAAAGGAGCGGAGCAGGCUCCAACGACGAGGCAGACAGCACUGCAGUUCACGACGCCAGUGGUGCGGAAGCAUCGGUGGAGGUUGCUCAAGCAGCGCCUCUUGAAGGCAACGAAGUCCCCUUGUACCAGCAAUAUCUAGCGCAGCAGAGGCAGCUGCACAACACUUUGCAGAUGGACGGCAGCACCAACCUUGAGACGUCUGCCGACGUAAUCGACGAUCGCUCCUCGACUACAUCUGAGUCCUCGGAGGAAGAGGAUACGGAACACCAGGGCAAGGCACUCAACAUUUCGGCUGCAAUGACACACUCACGGAACAAGCUGGGCCUCAGCGACGCGGAGCUCGGCAUCAACAUCCUUUUACGGCGGAAAAACGUUCACGAUUACGACACGCGUGGUAAGAAGGGUAGAGAGAAGAUGUUUCCGUACGUUGCCAAGAGAAAGCGCGCAGAUGAGUUUGGUGAGCUCAUCAGGCCUGAAGAGUAUCUGCGGGCGGAAGAGAGGGACGAGGUCGAAGGACAAGACAUGCGCAACGGCAACGCGCAGAAGGAAACGGGCGUGGGUCAGAAGCGCAAAUGGGACGAGCAAGCCGCAAAGAACCUGCCCGGAAAGAAAGGCCAGCUGGCCAAUGGCACCAAUAAGCGGCGAAGGGGAGACCCGGACGCAAUGCAGGACGGCGGCGCGCCGGGAGAUCAGGCCGAAAACGAAGAAGCCAGCGAGUCAGAGGACGAAGUCGAGGAGAGCACCGUCAGCGGACCGUCCAAGCUGGUUUUCAGCACCGAGACGGUGCGCCUGGACUGCCGGAUCGCGUUUGUGGACUUCUCGGGCCUGCACGACAAACGCAGCUUGCAGCUCCUGAUCCCGCUGAUCCGGCCGCGCAAGCUCAUCCUUGUCGCGGGCGAAGAGGAGGAGACGUUGGCGCUGGCAGCCGACUGCCGCAAGCUGAUCGAGGCAGCGGCGGGCGACUCUGCCGAGAGCGGCAUCGAUGUCUUCACGCCAACGAUGGGCAUCACAGUCGACGCGAGCGUCGACACCAACGCCUGGACCGUCAAGCUCAGCCAGCACCUGGUGCGGCGGCUGCGGUGGCAGAACGUCAAGGGGCUGGGCGUGGUGGCGAUCACGGGGCGGCUGGAAGCCAUUACAGGGGACAGCAGCGAGGGCGACGAAGGCAGCGUCAGCAACAAGAAAGCCAAGCUCAGCCGGAGCGAGAGCCAAGAAGGCGGCGGUGCUGCAGGCAAAGGUGAGGCGGGCGGCGCGCCGACGAUGCCGGUGCUGGACGUGGUGCCGGCCAGCAUGGCGGCGGCGACGCGGUCGGUGGCGCAGCCGCUGCACGUGGGCGACCUGCGCCUGGCCGAUCUGCGCAAGAUCAUGCAGUCCUCUGGCUUUGCGGCCGAGUUCCGCGGCGAGGGCACCUUGCUCAUCAAUGGGUCGGUUGUGGUACGCAAGAGCGGUACGGGCAGGAUCGAGGUUGAGAGCAGUGGGCUGGGCAACCCGGCUGGGCCGCGCUUGUCUGAGGGCACGUUUUACGCGGUCAAGAGGAAGAUUUACGAGGGCUUGGCUAUUGUUGCGGGGGGUUAGGGUGGUUAGGUAAUUGGACGGGGAUGGGGUUGGGGCUAGGGUCGCGAGAGCGGCGAAAAGGAGGGUGCGUGGGCGGUGGGAAGGAUGGGGAUGGGGAUGGGGAUGGGGGUUUGUAUUGGUACUGCUGCUGUUGCUAUGCUAUCUUCAUGACUUCCCUGCAACAAGAGAAACGCACCAUCUCGUCCUUCAGAUCGCGCAUCUACUCUACACGACAAUCCCCUUUCCACAAGCAAACAACCACCUUGUCAAUUUGCCACAAAGUCAAACAAGCACACGCACGCAGGCCUGGUUGCCAACAAUCACAGCACGACACCCACUGGACGAAGAUAUCCUGCUUAACAAAGAACCCCGCCGCAACAAAGAACUCCGACCCAACACCCCGC